AGGAGGGUUAACUCUUCUCUGCAUUAAUUUGUCUGUCUAUACAAAUAGAAAUAAACUAGUGUUCUUUUAGCCUUCUGUGCUGUGGAAGUGUAAUGAACUGGAUGUUGGAAUUGACUAUUUUAUCAGGAAAAACCCAGAAGCAGCAUAUAUGAUAUGUGUUGUCUGUCUGAGAGCUCUUUCUCCAAAGAAGAUAGAAAGAAAGAGCGCUUUAAGGCUUGUCUUUAACUAUAGUCUCCCUCAUGAGUUUUGCCUAAGCACUCACUCAGAAUGUAUCCUCGUCUAUAAUACUUCCCUGCGCUCCCCACCACUGUGGAUGUAGUCUGCAGUUUUUCUGGUUUAUCCUCUGUUCCUUUUUGGGGUUUUGGGUUUUUUUCACCUUUUAACAAAUACAGAGUUAUACUUCAUUAAAUUCCAUGUGCUGUAAGAUAUGAGCAAUAUGAUAAGUUAGGCUAUACAGCAAUCCAGUUAGGAAUAUAUAAUUUAUAUUGCACUGGUUACUUCUCAUAAAAAUAGAAUUUCAUGAAUAGCAGUUCCAUGAGGAAUUAUUUUGUUCCCAUGUAAAUUGACUGGAAAUUAAAUAUUUCCUAAGUUAAUGAAUCUGUAGUCUUGUUAUUAGGUAUAUGAAAACAUUUAAACUGUUUCCUUCCAAAAAUAAGCUCUUUAGGAUUAACAGUGCAUGGUAUAUAGCACUUUUCUGUACCGCUUCUUAGAGGGAGAAACUCAGGUUUGUGGAACUUUAGAGAUUUUUCCCCUCAAAACUUCUAUGUUCACCAUACAUUUACAUAUUUUGUUGGUGAAGUUAAGCAUACAGUGUUCCAUAAGGGAGUGGGAAGGGCAGGUAAUGCUGAUGUGAUCUGCACUUCACUGGGGUCCAGACUAGUACUGUGCUGCUAUUGCCACUGGAAAUGGGGAUCUUUUUCUUCCCUCUUUCUGUUAAAAUGUUCACUCAAAAUGCCUGUGUGCCAUGAAAGUAGCUUGAGCAGUGAGUAACCAGGAGAGCACAGCUGGCAGCAUGUUGGCUUUUUCCACAGUGUGUUUAAAUAUGUCCAUGCCCUCUGCACUCCCCAUAUUGUGAAAGUUUCCCCACACCUGAAACCUGAGGAUUUGCACUGGCUACAGUUUUAUUAUUGUUGGGAGCUGGCAGAUGGUAACAACCUCUGUUGAGCAAUAGAAUGAUGAGGUAGUCCAUGUCAGCUGAAGUGAGUCUCCACAGCUGUGCUCAAUUACAGGAACUCUGGGGUCAAGUGUAAUCUGAAUGCUUGGUUUGUUAAGGUAUAACGUGACCUAGUAGUACCAUAUUUUCUUUAAAGGAUAGUUCCAAAUCUGACUUAAGUGGUUUCUUGAUCGAGCAAGGACACUUCUUAAUAGUAUUUUUUUCUUUUAAUUGGAAGAAGGGCUCAAUUGAAAGUGAAAUACAGUGUAAAGAUCAGAUUUGGAAAUACUUUCAAACUUUGCACUCUCAAGCAGAACUGCCUUCUCCCUAGCCCUUCUAUUUGUCUGCAAAUUUAAGAAUCUUCAGAACCGUUAUAUAUGAGUUAUAUAUUUCAAAGUUUUAAAUAUUGUAUAACUUUAACUGUUGUUUAUUAUCCAAUGAAUACUGUUAUUUGAGAACUUUAUCAGAAAAGAGACAGUAUUCCAUUGCCUGGUGAUCUGAAUCAUAAUGAAAGCAAACUUGUAUGACAAAUCAAGUAGUCAUGAAAGAAAAGGGGGAAAAAGUUUGUGUUAAGGCAGAGAAUUCAAAUUUAAGAACAAAACACCAACAUACUAGAAAAUCAGGGUACUUUACCAAUGCCUGAUUGGUUUAGCUGACAAAAUACUUUUGAAAGAAGAAAGAACACAUAUUUUAGUCUGCAUUAGGUGAAUCAAUAAACAGAAGAAGCUUACAUAGUAUUUUGGUGAAUUUUAGUUUAAUGCAUUUGUUUUAUUUCUUUUUACAUUUUCAUAGUUUUGGAGUUAGAAUAUAUGAAUUACUAAGAGUGAAAGCUUAGAUAAUUUCUAGGUGUUACAGUAAGUUUAUAUCUCUGAAUCACUUGGCUAAGAAAGAAGUGUUCAUUAUUGCUGAAGUCCAUUUUUUGGUCUAUGAGACUAUAAAAGCUGUAUUAAGAUGUACAUAUCAAGGUUUGGGUCUUUUAAAUGGUCACAAGCAUGUAUUUAUUUGAAGUACUAAUUUGAAGAAGAAUUAGACCAGGACAGUGCACGUUUAACAUGCUGGUGUUUCAGUACCGAUAGGCUCCUGUUGGACAUGACUUUCAGGGGUACAACUUGUUUCUUUGCUCCCCCAGGUCUGAAGCACAGAAGCAUGCUUUCCACUGAGCCUCGCACCACCACCUGUGAUACAGAAUGUCUCUAAGUGAGAACAAGUGUGGUGUGGUGUUUGCCUAUGAAUCUUCAGUGCACAGUACCAAUGUACUCCUCAGCCUUGAUGAUCAGCGAAAGCAAGAUAUCCUUUGCGAUGUUACAAUUUUAGUGGAAGAUCAGCGAUUUCGGGCUCACAGAGCUGUGCUUGCAGCUUGCAGCAGUUACUUCCUUUCAAGAAUUGUGGGCCAGGUGGACGCUGAUCUUAUCAUCACUUUACCGGAAGAGGUAACACUUAAAGGAUUUAGUCCUUUGCUUCAGUUUGCAUAUACGGCAAAACUUGUUUUAAAUAAAGACAAUGUGUCUGAAGUUUGCAAAUGUGCAGAAUUUUUGGGUGUACGCAACAUUGAAGAGUCCUGCUUUCAGUUUCUUAAAUUCAGAUUUUUGGACUUUAAAUUGGAUCAGCAGGAAUGUCCUAGGAAGAAGUGUUGCACACAGCGUUGUCAGAAAGCAAACCCUAAAACUGGCAAUGUGGAUGAUGGAGACCUAGAAAUAAAUUAUGAAGUAGAAGCCCUUCUAGAAAAGGAAUAUAGUCAAAUUCCUGACACAAAGCCCUGUAAAGAUGAAGAAAAUGCUAAAUCACUGCCUGUUCUCCAAAAUAAUGCCAAUCAAAACUGUGAUCCUGUACAUCUAGAAAGGGGUAGUGCUUCCAGCUUAUCUUCCCAAUGCCCAAAGUAUAGAAAAUUCCAGAAAGCCUUUGGAAAUGACAAAGUUAAUACUUCAGAGUCCAAUUCCAGUACUAAAGAUGUUCAGGUAUCACCAUUUGCAACUUCUCUUGAGAAGGAAAUACCUGAUAAUGAUGGGAUACAAAAAGCUCAGGAGUGUGUGCCUAUGCAGGUGAUCUCAAACUGUGAAGAGACUCAGACAGAAAUGGAAGAAGGCAUUCAGAAAAAAGAAGAGUCAAAGAGAGAUUCUGUAACUCGGAAUGUGUCAUGUCCUGUGGAGAAAAUGGAUCUUGCUGCUUCCCCCCAAAACUCUGCUGCACCUCAUGGACUCAAUUCUAUGUCUAUUUUACAUAGUUGUGAGCAAUAUGGUAACUUGAAUUUCAGUAGUAUGCAGAACAACACAGUCUUAGCUGAAAAAACUGUGUCAAGUACCGGAGCUGGAAAUGACAAAACUGAAAGUCAAGGUAACCCAUCUUCAAAGGUGGAUUUGUGCAUUAGGGAAGCUGCUAACAUCACCUCAGCUGGAGAUCGAAGCAGUGUGGAGAGAGAGAUAGCAGAACAGCUAGCACAGGGGUUCUGGAGUGAUAUUCACAGCACAGAUGCCUGUCAAAUACAUUUACCACCUGCAGUUUCUAAAGAGUACUUGGAGCCUGCAUAUUCGGGGAAAAAAUCAGAGUGUCCGUGGCUGGGGAUCAGGAUCAGUGAAAGCCCUGAACCUUGCUCUCAGCAAACUUUUACAACACUGAAUUCCGUCAACUGCCCCUUUAUAAGCAACCUUAGCACUGAAGGAUGCUCAAACAGCUCUGAAAUAAACAGUGGAGAUUAUGUUCAGGGACAGCAACAAGAACAGUGUCCCUAUAACUAUGUGAUAAGUUUGGGAGAGGAUUCGGAGACUGACACUGAGGGAGACAGUGAAUCGUGUUCAGCAAGAGAACAAGAAUGUGAGGUAAAACUGCCGUUUAAUGCACAAAGGAUUAUCUCCCUUUCCAGAAAUGACUUCCAGUCAUUUCUGAAAAUGCAUAAAUUAACUCCUGAACAAUUGGACUGCAUUCAUGAUAUCCGAAGACGAAGUAAAAACAGAAUUGCAGCGCAGCGAUGUCGCAAGAGAAAACUUGACUGUAUACAAAAUCUUGAAUCUGAAAUUGAAAAACUGCAAAAUGAGAAGGAGAAUUUGCUGAAGGAAAGAAACCACAUUUUAUCAACUCUGGGUGAGACAAAGCAGAAUCUGACUGGACUUUGCCAGCAGGUGUGUAAGGAAGCAGCCUUGAGUCAAGAGCAAAUACAAAUACUUGCAAAAUAUUCUUCUUCAGAUUGUCCACUCUCAUUUUUGUUCCCGAAAAGAGAACAAACAGCUCCAUCUGAUAGUGAGCUUGUGAUACCAGCAUCUGUAGAAUCAGCAAAUGGUCUUUCAGGUGUCACACCUACAGCUGAGAAGAGUUCCUGUUAUCAGUGUGUCAAAAGCAUGUGCGAGGCCACGUACAAUCAAGUACAAGAACUGCAUCCAGUUUCUGCCAGAACAUUGGAGCAAACGUCACUCGUGGAGCUGUGUGGACAGAGCAGUGGCAUCACAGACUUCUGCCAGCAAAUGACUGACAAAUGCACUACAGAUGAGUGAAUCUCUCCUUCUCAUUGCCAGCCUCUCAACUUUGCAACUAGAAGUGGGAUUGAGCAUUAUUGGAAAGUAAUUUACUAAGUGAGAAAGAAGAUAAAAGUUUAAUCUUCUGAAACUAUAUUGACAAUUAUGUGGUCACUAUUUUUACUUAUGUGGUCACCAUUAUUACUUUGGGUUUGCUCUGUGUAGUUCCAGAACGUAAUUUUUAUGUGUCAGCCUUUUUCUGUGUGGUGAUGCCAAGGAGAGUUCAGGAAAGCUGUUAUAAAGUACAAAUUCCAUGCACAGGUGCUUAUUUGUGAGGGAGUUUUGUUCAUGUAUAAAGCAGCCUACUCUGAUUUAUGCCACAGUACUUAAUGCCACUCUGCAUUUUAAGGAAAGCCUCCUGACAGCUGUUUAUGCACAAUGACUUCUAUACCUGGAAUUCUUCUAAGACUUCUUUUUUUCUGGUAGACAAACCUUAAGAAGCAUAUAUAGCUCUGUAAAUGUUCAUUUUGUAGACGGGCUAAGUUACAUGACAGGAUGAGGAGAUUUUGAAAAGUGCACUCUAGUAUAGCUCCUUACUUCCUGCUGUUCCCCUCCCCAUCCCAGGGAAGACUUUUAUUGAAUUAAAGUAGUAGGCUACUACUAGUAGUAGUAGAAUUGCUUAGUAGUAGGCUUUUAUUGAAUAAAUGCUUCUGUCUUGUCACUCUAGUACAGAAUUAGAAGAACUGGAGCAGCAGAGUGCUGCCAUAUACUGCUCUCUUCUCUAAAUUUAGUGGGAGGAAUAACAACACACUGUGGAAGGCAGACAUCUGAAACUGCUGCAGUUCUUGGUUGAGUGUGCAUUGGAUCCUCUGGCAUCUGAAUCCCAUAGGUUUAUCAAAACUCACUACUGUAUUGUGACUUCCUGUCCUAGCACCUUCAAGCUUGCUGCUUGUUUGUGGCAAGUUAGAAUCAAAGGUAUUUUUUUAAGGUAUUUAGGCGCCACAUUUUUUUCUUUCAGUGCCUAACAGCCUAAAGUAAGUUACAAUUAUUUGUUCUCUGAUCACUGGGACCAGUAAAGUUCUAUUUCAGAAUCAAUCUUCAGGAUACUUUGUGGCUAAACCUGUAGUAUAUUUUCAAUGGCUUGUGCUAUUAGCAUAGAUAUAUAAAAAGUUUAUUGAAGAAAUGAGCUGGAGAUAUUUCCUAUAUUAUUUUGUGAAGGAGAAAUUCAGCUACUGAAAAUAAUCCCUAUUUUCUAGAUUUUUACAUAGCAGUGGAUGCAUAUUGUAUACCAAUGAUGCUUUGUUAUUUAGAUGCUAUUCUCACACCAGAACUAAGUAUUGAACCUCACCACAGAAAACUUUGGGUUUGCUGGUUUACAAAACAUGAAGAAUCUUGUACAAGCCAGUGGAAUUCUUCAUUUCCUACCUCAGAAUGUGAAUUAGCUUUUUGUGUCUUUGUGUGAUGUACAGUAGGCAGCAACUAAGCAAAGGCCCUUGUAAAUACUGCUUUUCAGUUUUACCUUGCAGUAAGCCAAAACUUGUUCUUGGCAAGGCUCUUUUUUUUUUCCUCUCCCCACCAUCCAUAGGUAACAUAGCAUUAAUAAAUACAGUAAGCCACCUAUUUAAAACAAAAAUUUAAAACAAAAAUUUAAAAUUAACAGAUUUCAACAGGACUUCUCAUAACCAGCACGUAACACAAAUGACUACACUACCUCACCUAUGGGACUGAAAGUUGAUUGAAAUCUCUAGUGAAUCCUUGGAUUUUCAUCAUAUAUCAUUACUUUUUUAAGGGAAAAAAUAUGCUAAUGGUGCAUAGCUUAUAUAAAUCAUAAUGGUUGCAGUAAUUGAAAUUCAGAAAUAAAUACUACACAGCAGACAUCAUGAUAAUUAGAUUGAAAUGCUUUUAAAUUACUGUCAUUGUGAUAUGAUGAUCUUGUAUAUGUAUUACUUUAUGAAGCUCUCUGGGCUUUUUCUUCAGUUUCUGUAGAUUCAUGGUUAAUUUAAUCCUGUCUACCUCCCAACACUGCCACCCUGGGAAGCAUUUUGCUCUUAUGUCUCCAUUUUAUUUAAAAUGCAAACCAACAAGAAACAAUCAAAAACAAAAUUCAAGGCCCAAACCUCUACUGUUCCUAAAUCCAAUCACUUUUAAAGCUGGUGAUAUUCUGAAAUGACGUGGACAACGGCAUUAAAACACUGUCCUAAUAGUGCACAUAUUUGAAAAUAGAAUUCCUUGGGGUAAGUCCUUAUUAUAAUGAGGUGGAGCAUCUUUGUAGGGAAUGGCUGGCUGGGAGCUUAUCCAGUGGCCCAAAGCCCUGACACACUUGGCUGUAGAUGUUGAAAAACAAGAUCAGUGAUAACCAAGUGUGAGACUGGAAUAUCCCUAAAGAGUUGUGCUCCACUGCUGCAGUCUGGGAUUCAGCCACAGCCUGAAUUCCAUGUAGAUGAUGGUGGAGGGAUUCCAGGGCAGGAAUCAUGGCAGUCAUUGACCUAUGAUAAAAGUAGCAUCAUGUUUUUAAACCUGAUAUGAACUUGAUGAAGUUUGAGGGUAGUUUUAUGCCUGACCAGCUGCAUCUAAAUAAUUUUUAAAAUAUUUAUUUAAUACCAUAGACCUACAAGUUGCAUGUUGACUUCUAUAAGCCUAUAUCAUCAACUUGCAAAUAUUACGAAUUAAUUACAUUUUUAUGAUACAGAAUUCUCAGGAAAAUGUUUUUGGAGUUUGGUUUUGUUUUUUCUCUUCUGGUAAAGAAAUACUCGGUUUUGAAAUUGUAAAAUACUUCGUUAAAGCAUGUUUUAAAAUACUUUGAAUAGACUAUCUUAAAGCCAUAAGGGUAUGAUGGCAUAAAGAUUGUAAAAUAAACAGAUAAUUACAACAGUUGAUUUUGUAUUUUUCAUAAUUCAGUAUUUUCUAAGUCUACAAUAAAAACCACUAUCCUUUC
This is a messenger RNA of Vidua macroura (Pin-tailed whydah), 7531 nucleotides long. It is a transcript of the gene BACH1, whose product is annotated as BTB domain and CNC homolog 1. The record is from RefSeq and is a predicted model, not a curated record. The transcript has 4 exons. Gene Ontology annotation, biological process: regulation of transcription by RNA polymerase II. The coding region runs from base 2341 to 4635 and encodes 764 amino acids. NCBI's taxonomy places the organism in Eukaryota, Metazoa, Chordata, Aves, Passeriformes, Viduidae. Gene Ontology annotation, molecular function: DNA-binding transcription factor activity, RNA polymerase II-specific; RNA polymerase II cis-regulatory region sequence-specific DNA binding; protein binding.